Molecule: messenger RNA, 1699 nt
Organism: Brassica napus (rape)
Lineage: Eukaryota; Viridiplantae; Streptophyta; Magnoliopsida; Brassicales; Brassicaceae
Product: ATP-dependent (S)-NAD(P)H-hydrate dehydratase-like
Exons: 11
Coding region: 212-1321 (369 amino acids)
Biological process (GO): metabolite repair
Molecular function (GO): ATP-dependent NAD(P)H-hydrate dehydratase activity
Source: RefSeq, a predicted model, not a curated record
AAACUGUAAGAGAAAAGAGUAUUCAGAGAAACUCUAAACCGGCCAAUCAUCAUCUCUAACUCUGAUUUUUUCCUUUUAUUUUCACCUUUGCCUACAAGAUAAUUAAAUGAAUACAUUUAAGACCCUCUGACUCACACUAAGAGUCUGAUACUUGUGCUGUAUCGGAAGCGGUGGUGUGUUCUAGUUCCUUUGGUAGAAAGAAUCAAUCUAAAUGUUGUUGAGGCAUGGCGUCAUCUCCGCCUUUGAACAGUUGACUUCUCAUUCACUCUCUUCUUCAACUGUGAUCAGAAGACAACAGUUCUUGGUACGAACUCUUUGUGCCUCAAGAACCCAUCUCCCAAAUCUCAUCAGAGCAAUGAGUUCCACAUCGGAAGCCGACGCCGAGAGUGUUCUUAGAACCGUCACACCAUCGCUCGACCCUAAACGACACAAAGGCCAAGCUGGGAAGAUAGCUGUGAUUGGAGGAUGUCGUGAAUACACUGGAGCUCCUUACUUUGCUGCCAUUUCAGCUCUGAGAAUCGGUGCUGAUUUGUCUCAUGUGUUCUGUACCAAAGACGCAGCUCCUGUUAUUAAGAGCUAUAGUCCUGAGCUUAUAGUUCACCCUGUUCUUGAGGAAUCCUACAACAUCAGUCAGUUCACCGAGGAAGAGAAAAGAAAAGUUCAGGAUAAAGUGAUAGGAGAAGUGGAUAAAUGGAUGGAAAUAUUCGAUUGCCUUGUGAUUGGUCCUGGUUUGGGAAGGGAUCCUUUCCUCCUUGAGUGUGUGAGUAAGAUCAUGCUUCUUGCCAAGAAGUUCAAUGUUCCUUUUGUUGUCGAUGGGGACGGGCUGUUUCUCGUAACGAAUUCAAUUGAUCUUGUCAAGAGCUAUCCGCUUGCUGUCUUAACUCCAAACGUGAUCGAGUAUAAGCGCCUGGUUCAGAAAGUGCUGAACUGUGAAGUGGACGAAGGGAAGGCUGAAGAUCAGCUACGUUCUUUGGCCAAACAGAUUGGUGGCGUGACGAUUCUGAGGAAAGGGAAAACUGAUCUUAUAAGCAAUGGAGAGAUAGUAAAAUCAGUGAGCAUAUAUGGUUUCCCAAGGAGAUGUGGUGGCCAAGGUGAUAUUCUCUCUGGGAGUGUUGCAGUGUUUCUGUCAUGGGCGCAACAGCUUAAAUCAGGUCCUGAAAGUCCAUCUGAGAGUCCAGCAAUCUUGGGAUGUAUAGCUGCAUCUGGCCUGCUGAGAAAGGCUGCAUCUCUGGCUUUUACAAAACAUAAGAGAUCAACUCUCACAAGUGACAUUAUCGAAUGUUUAGGAGAGAGUUUGGAGGAUAUCUGCCCUGUAUCUUAAAUCUGCACAACUCAUGGCUGCCUUCUACUCAUCUCGUUGUCUGUGAGAAACUUGAAAAGCUGCUCAUGUUUUCUCAAUAAUAAAAACCUGAAUCUUGUAAUUACCUAAAUAGAAGUUACUACUCAAUACUCAAGACCCAUUCAUUGCCACUCUGUAUAACUUCUUUAGGUUCGUGUUUGAGAUUGUAAACCAGACUGAAAAUUUCGAGAUUUACUUGAGAUACAAGGAUCAAGAGAAGGUGGUUUUUGGAUUUUAGAGAGAUGGCUUAUUUAGGACGAAUACAGUUAAAACAGGAAGAAACAGACGCUGGCUAUACAAAGAAGCAAAAGACAAGAGAGAGAUAUAACACUACACUACACACAUCAUCACAUCAUCACA